GCCGGGUGACGAGGUGACACAGAGGUCCCGCCUGCCCUCUUGGGGACGGGAAGUGCUGAGGCGGCGCUGGGGGACCCAAGGCCCAGCAGGGACACAGGAUCAGAUCCUGAGUGGCCCCGCUGAGGACGCGUAACUGGACGAGGUCAGUUGUUGAUGUGUGGGCAGCUCUGCCCCGCAACCCGAAAGCAGCAAGCCGAGCUUCUGCGCUGAGGUGAACACUAAGCUCUUCAUCAUGUCUGAUGGAGACUAUGAUUACCUCAUCAAGUUCCUAGCUCUGGGCGACUCCGGAGUAGGGAAGACCAGUGUUCUCUACCAGUACACAGAUGGUAAAUUUAAUUCCAAAUUUAUCACCACGGUGGGCAUUGAUUUCAGGGAAAAGAGAGUGGUGUACCGAGCCAGCCGGCCAGAUGGAGCCGUGGGCCGGGGCCAGAGGAUCCACCUGCAGCUGUGGGACACAGCCGGCCAGGAGAGGUUCCGCAGCCUGACCACAGCGUUCUUCAGGGAUGCAAUGGGCUUUCUUCUGCUGUUCGACCUGACCAAUGAGCAGAGCUUCCUGAAUGUUCGAAACUGGAUAAGCCAGCUGCAGAUGCACGCAUACUGUGACAGCCCCGACAUCGUGCUGUGUGGCAACAAGAGUGACCUGGAGGACCAGAGGGUGGUGAAGGAGGAGGAGGCCAGGGCACUUGCUGAGAAAUAUGGUGUCCCCUACUUUGAGACGAGUGCUGCCAACGGGACAAACAUAAGCCCCGCAAUCGAGGCGCUGCUGGAUCUGAUCAUGAAGCGGAUGGAGCGGUGCGUGGACAAGUCUUGGAUUCCCGAGGGCGUCGUGCGCUCCAAUGGCCACACCUCUGCUGAUCAGCUCAGAGAGGACAGGAAAGGGGGUUGUAGCUGCUGAGCACCUCGAGGACACGGGCCAUGUGUGAUACGUGGUUGUGAGAUUACAGGCAAACUGUUUCUCAGCAUCUCCCUCAGGUCUAGUAAUGAACCACCUGCUUUUUAAUUGCUGCAGCUUUGUAAAUAUUUCUUGAAGAUUCAGCCUGAGAAAUAGCUCCCAGGCCCCAAAGUGCCUUAUAAACCCUCAGUUCCCAGGGGGCAGCCAGGAGGGACUCAGUGUGGGCGUCUGUCGCAUGGGACACUGUGGACAGGACUCUGUCACUGGCUGUGACGCAGACAGACCAGGCUCUCCUGUUGAGAGCUUCGAUGUAAUCGUAGUGCUGAAUCCAAAUUUAAAUCCCACACUGUAGGUGACCUUCUCAGCUGCCACUUGUGGGAUGAGAAUGCAUGUGCAGGUGUGAUCUGCUGGAUCUGCUGACCCUGCAUGUGUCCCCUUUAACAUACAUGGCUCUGUGUUCCAGUCCCAUCCAGAGGGCUCAGUGAGCGGGGCUGGCUGUGACCACAGGCUCACUGUGACUCUGGCUUGGGGGAAAGGGUUUAAGUUGCGGCAAGGGUGGCUCGAUAUCCUUUCAGCCUCUCUGCUGUGUUCCCGUGGCUCUGAAGGGCUGACGGGAGGGUCAAAGUCCACCGCGACCUGUGCUCUUGUGCUUGGCCUCUGUGCGGCCGGGUCAGGCGUAGCUGGUGCUUGCACUGCUGUGUGCAGCAGCAUUAUGCUUUCUUUACUUCACGUUUGUAAUGUGGCCUGGUGGCCACAGUUUAUAAGCUAUUGAUCUGUCCUCAUCACUGUUCCAUUCCAGUCCCAACCCUGUGGUGAGACUACAAAAGCCAACCCUGCCUCCCUGACAGACACCUGUAAUCUAAUUUGCAUCUGACAAGACAGCUGUAAUCUAAUUUACCUCCUGAUAGGCAUCCUGCUCUAAACCUAAUCCACAAAUAUCAGCCCCUCCCAGAAAUGUCCUGGCCGCUCAAACAAAGCCAAAAGCACUUCUCUAAAACUUCUGUGCCACUCCUAACAGGGUCCAGUCCCCUCUACCUAUGUAUAUAUAAACCUAGCUCUUUGCGUCUAGUGCGCGGUCUCUACCCUUAUAGCCACCACGCUCCACGUAGGUGUUUACAGCUUGGUUACUUUUUCCUAUCCGAGCAACUGAAGGAAUUAGUAUUCAUGACAGAAGCGUGUCAGCCAAGUGGUGGUGAGAUGCUCAGGUCUCUAAGCACCACCUGUCCUCUCCCCAGGGCAAUGACAGGACCAGCCUGCAGCCUGCAGUCUCACUGUGCCCCCAGGUUGCUAAAUGUUCACACCAAAGAGGGUGGUUUUAAAAUAUGCUUCAUGGAAGGUGUUCGUAAAGUCCAAAGGUAUUUCAUUUAGGGGUAAUUCUUAUUUAUUAAAGUGGUUUAAAUACAGUAGAUUCAAUUCUCGAGAGCACUUUAGUGGUUAUUUAGGACAAAAUGUCUCCCACUGUAAUUUAGUGAAAAAUAAAAAUGAAUGUCUCUUAUGACAGCAGAUAUUUACAAGAACUACGAUUAGAAAAAUACAGGUAUCUGGCAACCACUCUUGCAUGGUGACUUGCACAUGGGUUUUUAUUGCGCUCCUGUAGGGUUCUGGCCACUGCCCUUUGCCUCGCCCAUAACAAACUUAGCUUCGGAUACUAAGAUUUUAUAUUUUUCUGUCUUUGAAAUCAGAGCCUCUUUUAAACACCAAGGACGCCCCUGAAGCCUGUGCGUUGUGUCUUGUGGUAAAAAGGCACUGUGAAGGCAGGGCCAGAGUCACACCUGGUACCUCCCGACUGCGCCUUGGGACAGCCAGAGUGCAUCCUGGUUCUGCUGGGGUCUCUGCGCCCUAGGACCGAAGUCAGUGUGUCAUGCUUCUGUUUUCAGGAGCCAGGAGAUAGCUACGGGCCGCACUGGCCAUAAGCACAGGACGCAAUAAAUGUACACGUGGCACAGUACCCCCAAGCCACCUCCAGUCGUUGAAAAAAAGACCCGUAUCUCCUUUCAAAAGCAUUUGUGUAAAUUUUAUAUCAAAGUGCCAUACUUUUCUGAGUGUCAGUGUACUUUUGUACUUACAAGCCUGUGUAAAAACGCGUCAUGAAUUUCGUGCCAAUAAAGCAAUGAUUAAAAAGGGG
Chinchilla lanigera (long-tailed chinchilla) is the source of this 3017-nucleotide messenger RNA. RefSeq names its product RAB27A, member RAS oncogene family (gene Rab27a). Gene Ontology annotation, cellular component: melanosome; secretory granule. The record is from RefSeq and is a predicted model, not a curated record. Gene Ontology annotation, molecular function: GTPase activity; GTP binding. Lineage: Eukaryota; Metazoa; Chordata; Mammalia; Rodentia; Chinchillidae. Bases 233 to 895 code for a protein of 220 amino acids. The transcript is spliced from 7 exons. Gene Ontology annotation, biological process: positive regulation of exocytosis; melanosome transport.